AUGGUUUCGGAAAAUAAGAAGACUCAAAACUCUCAGUCAGGCGUUGAUCGGGUUCAGGAACCUCCCUCAGAGCUCAAGGUCGCUGUAGAUGAGAAUACGGGUGUAUCAAAUACCUUGGAGGAUAUAGAAUCAACGGAACCACCCAACGGAGGAACAUUAGCAUGGCUACAAGUACUUGGAUCCUUUUGCCUUUGGGUUGCAACAUUCGGUAUCAGUUUGAGUUUUGGGGUAUUUGAGACUUUUUAUAGAGAGAACUACCUCAAAGACUAUUCUUCAUCCGAUAUAGCUUGGAUUGGGACCACCCAAACCUGCCUACUCUUUUCUAUCGGUGGAUUGAGUGGUCCACUGUUUGAUCGAGGACAUAUGCGAAUAGUUAUUCUUGUUGGCGCAAUUCUUCUCGUUGUAGGCUUGAUGACAGCCAGCGUAGCGAGAAGAUAUCAUUCCAUCUUUCUCUCUUUAGGUGUCUGCGUCGGGCUUGGGCAAGGGUGUCUCUUCGCACCAUCAAUGAUCAUUAUCGGAACUUACUUCACGACACGAAGACCAAUUGCAUCAGGAUUGUCGGCAGCUGGUGGGGGCUUAGCUAGCGUUGUGUUCACGGCCAUCUUUCGCCCGCUUGUUCAAUCCGUCGGUUUUGGAUGGACACUCCGAAUAUUUGCCUUCGUCUGUCUUGCAUUCCUCACCAUCGCUGUCACCGUUCUUAAACAGCGUGUGACACCAAAAAAACCUCGCAAGUUGCUAGACUUAACGGCGCUGAAAGAGGCAGACUAUAUGUGCUUCAAUGCCGGCAUGUUUCUGGUAUUUGUAGGUGGCUACAUUCCAUACUACUACAUGCCGGCAUUUGCUCAGGAGAAGAUUCACACUUCAGAAGAUCUUGCCUAUCAUAUGCUUCCUGUCAUUGCGGCUGGAUCGACCAUUGGCCGCAUUCUGCCUAACUUUGCAAUGCAAAGAUUUGGGGUCUUCAACGUUGCUUGCUUUUGUAUUUUGAUGUGCGGAAUGCUGCAGUUUUCGUGGGGUUCAAUAAAUAACGUCGGUGGAAUGGCCACAUUUUCGCUGUUUUAUGGCUUUUUCUCCGGACUCCUUGCUUCGGUCCCUGCAGUAGCAAUUGCGCAGUUGUCUCCCCAUGUGGGACUGAUCGGUACCCGCCUAGGAAUGGGUUUGCAAGUUGGUGCAGUCGGAUUUCUCAUCGGUAAUCCGAUUGGUGGUGCAAUACUUAAUGGACGAUCAUCGUUCGACGGCAUACAGGCAUUUGGUGGUGGAUGUCUUCUGGCCGCGUUUGUCCUUACCUUUCUGACAGCGUACUAUCACAAAAAGCGGCAUACCUACACCUAA
This is a messenger RNA of Verruconis gallopava, 1329 nucleotides long. RefSeq lists its product as uncharacterized. Gene Ontology annotation, molecular function: transmembrane transporter activity. Gene Ontology annotation, cellular component: fungal-type vacuole membrane. Gene Ontology annotation, biological process: transmembrane transport. The transcript is spliced from 3 exons. The record is from RefSeq and is a predicted model, not a curated record. NCBI's taxonomy places the organism in Eukaryota, Fungi, Ascomycota, Dothideomycetes, Venturiales, Sympoventuriaceae. The coding region runs from base 1 to 1329 and encodes 442 amino acids.